AUGAUGCCAUUUGCCAGCUGCCACUUCGGACCGCCUGCUCCUGCUCAGGAGGAGCCGGAGUCGGCGUAUGGCAGCAAGGAGUAUGAAGACUUCCUGAAUGCAGAGCUGGCCACCUUACGGGAACGGCUGAUGGAGAAGCACCUGCAAGUGGCCGAUCGUCACGGAAUGCCCCAUGCGGACCACGCCGGGAGAGGGAGGCUGCAAAGUCUCACAGAAAGGGAAGAAGAUCCGGCCCAGCCGGACCCUUUCAAGGAUGAAGUUGCAGACGUGACCGCCAUCGUUCCUCAGUUCGUCUCAGCCCCAACAGCAACUCCACUCGAGCGAUGGGGCGCUUUGAGCUCCGGACUCCUCGAACGCGAGGAGGCGGGCGUGACGGAGGAAGAGGAGACGCAUAAAUUCGCCCUCGUGCACAAACACAUUCUGGACUUGCGUGGCCCAUGGAAGCUGUCCUACCAUGCAGCCCGCACUGCCCGUCGCAAGCGCACCGACUCGGCGAUGGAGUCGCGGCGAUUCAACGAGAUUUUCCUCGAAGAGUCCUGCUUGCAGCGAUUUGUCUUGAGUCCGGAAAGUCGGAUACAGCUGGGAUGGGCUCUUGCCGCCACGGUUCUCAUCGUAUGGGACAUGAUCACGAUUCCUCUGGAGUUCUUCCCCUUGACGGAGUUUGCAGGGCAUGUGGACAACGUCGCGUUGGCUUCCUUGGUCUUCUGGAUGCUCGAUGUUCCCUUGCACUUGGUCUUCGGUGUCCAAAUGGCUGGAGUCACGGAAAUGCGGCCGAAGAAGCUCUUCAAGCUUUACCUGCAGUCCUGGUUUGCAGUGGACAUGAUGAUCAUCUUCGUGGAUACUGUGGUGCUCACCUUGAAGUUCAUCUACUAUGCCGACCCGAAUCCAGUUUUUCGCUCUGGCCGUUUCCUUCGCAGCUUGCGGAUCAUCCGCUUAGUGCGGCUGAUUCGUGUAGCAAAGUUGGAGCGCAAGGUGUCCUUCGUUGCCAACCGCCUCCUGUCGACCUACUCUUUGAUGGCGCUGAAGGUGUGCGGCUAUCUUGCUGUCAUGCUGGCCAUCAACCACCUUAUCGCCUGUGGAUGGUAUGGCGUGGCCUACUGGACAAGCGACUUGGGCAACUGGCUCGAGCGUGCCAGCAUCAACGCGGACUCCACGCCGGAUGCGUACGUUGCUGCCAUGCAUUGGUCGCUCACGCAGUUUACUCCUGCGACGAAUCCCAUAGCUCCGUUCAAUGGCUGGGAACGGUUCUAUGCAAUCUGGGUGAUCCUCCUUGCGAUGGCUUCCUUCUCCUCCUUCAUUGGAUCCAUCGGUUCCACUGUCAGCUCCAUGCGGGCGGCCCGGAGGGGGCAGAUUUUGGAGCAAGGCAAACUCGAGUUGUUCUUUACUGAGCGGCAGCUGUCCCUGGCCCUCUUCAGCAAGGUCAAGGCAGCCCUCCGCGAUGAUCGGCGAGAACAAGUUCGACUCCGGGAAAGCGAGGUGAGUUUGAUCCAAGGCAUUCCGGAGAGGUACAAAGUCGAACUCCACAAGGAGAUGUUCAUGCACGCGUUGGCGCAAGCAAACAUUUGGCCACGGUGGAUCCAGCGCGAGGAGCCCUACUUCUACAGCAGCGUCUGUCAUCAGACAAUGAGGGAGUAUGCAUGCAGAGCCGGACAAGAUGUAUAUCUUCCACGGACCUCGUGCUGCAUCGUCUAUGCGUUGCAGACAGGCUGCAUGGAGUUCGUGGACGAUGACGUGAAAACCAAGCCUGUCGAGUGCGAGCCAGACACGGUGAUGGCGGUGAUUUGCCUGCCGAGCCUCUGGACCGAGUGGGAGCACACUGGGCGGCUGACCGCGAAGAGUGGCGUUUGCCACUACGCCGGAAUCGACUGCAACGCCUUCUGCAAUCUGGCAACGAACUUCGGCGGAAAGCUCUGCGAGUACCUGAAGGUCCUGGGCAUUCUAAUUCUCGGAGAGAUCGAGUCCAAGGAGGGCGAAGGCAUCCGGGUCUCCGACGUCUCCGUCCCCAGCGAAAUCCCACUGGAUGGCUUGGCCCCCCGCGCAGAGCAGUUCGCGUUCAUGAGAUCCAGGGCAUCCGCUGGAACGGAAUCGUCCGUAUCUGCGUCCGUGCGCAGCACUGCUCGCGGGAAGCUGCUCUGA
Messenger RNA from Symbiodinium sp. CCMP2592, 2136 nucleotides. Lineage: Eukaryota; Dinophyceae; Suessiales; Symbiodiniaceae. The record is from the annotation of a GenBank genome assembly.